GUAUCCAAGAAGUUGUCCAUAACUACAUUUCAAAUGUACAUAUUCCUAUUGAUUCUCCUAGGGGAUUUUACCUGCGCUCUGUUAAUCUUCCUUUGAUCUUUACACCUUUGGCCUUAAUCGCGGCUGUAAAGCUAACGUCAUUUUAUUGGUUAAAGGGGCUAGCUAGAAUCAGGUUCAAACCUACAAAAAUCCCGGUUUGCUUAAGUCAUUGGGCCUGUAGCUUAAUGGGAAAGCUUCAACUUGUCAAGUUGGAAGAUGUUGGAUCGAGACCAACCAAGCCCGUUAAAG
Cetraspora pellucida is the source of this 288-nucleotide messenger RNA. The record is from the annotation of a GenBank genome assembly. NCBI's taxonomy places the organism in Eukaryota, Fungi, Glomeromycota, Glomeromycetes, Diversisporales, Gigasporaceae.